Acanthisitta chloris (rifleman) is the source of this 4541-nucleotide messenger RNA. It is a transcript of the gene NCOR2, whose product is annotated as nuclear receptor corepressor 2. The record is from RefSeq and is a predicted model, not a curated record. The annotation marks the transcript as partial. NCBI's taxonomy places the organism in Eukaryota, Metazoa, Chordata, Aves, Passeriformes, Acanthisittidae. The transcript has 26 exons. Gene Ontology annotation, biological process: negative regulation of transcription by RNA polymerase II. Gene Ontology annotation, molecular function: transcription corepressor activity.
GUUGCUGUCCCCCCGGCCCAGCCUGCUCAACACCACCGGUGACACCAGGCUCAACUCCUCGCCGCAGAAGCCACUGGACCUGAAACAGCUGAAGCAGAGAGCUGCUGCCGUCCCUCCCAUCCAGAUCACAAAAGCCCACGAGUCUGCCCGCGAGGACAUGCCCCCGAGCAAGCUCUCCCAGUCCCAGCAGCAGCAGGCUGAGAAGGAGCAGCAGCAGCCCAGCAGCAGCCCCAGGGGGAAGAGCCGGAGCCCCGCGGUUGGUGACAAGGAAGAAAAGUCCGUGCAUUUCUCAUCCAUCGCAGAGGCUCAGAAGCAGAGUGCAGAGUCAAUGGCUGCCUCGUGCUGGCCCCGUGUCCUGUCCUACCCCCGGGAUGUGAUCAGAACCUCUCCCCAGGCGGAGCCCCACUUGUUCCAGUAUAACCCACCAGGACACCCCAUCCCGCUAAACCUGCAUGACAGCUCUCGCUCGGGGCUGCAGAGACUACCCAGCAUCUCCAACCCUCCUCCCCUCAUCUCCUCCACCAAGCACCCCUCUGUGCUGGAGAGACCUGUCGGAUUCAUUCCCCAGGGAAUGCCCAUCCAGCUCCACACGCCCUACAGCUCCGAGCAUGCCAAGGUCCCUGUUGGCUCCAUCACCAUGGGCCUGCCACUGACCAUGGAUCCCAAGAAACUGGUGCCUUUUCCUGGAGUAAAGCAGGAACAACUUUCUCCUAGAAGCCAGGCCAGCCAGCCAGAAAGUCUGGUUCUGCAGCCGUCCCAGGAGGGCUCCAUCCUGCGGGGUACUUCCCUCAGCUCUGCCUCAGGAGGGAGCAUCACCAAGGGAACACCCACAUCCAGACCCCCUCCGGAGUCGCCCAUCACCUACCGAGGGUCGAUCACACACGGCACCCCGGCAGAAGUGCUGUACAAAGGAACCAUUACCAGGGUAAUCAGAGAAGACAGCCCCAGCAAAGCAGAGAAGGCGAGGGAGGAUGCCGUGCCCAAAGGACAUGUCAUCUACGAAGGGAAGAAAGGCCACGUGCUGUCCUACGAGGGUGGAGUUGCUGCUUCUCAGUGUCCCAGAGAAGACAGCAGGAGUUCGGGAGCUUCCCAUGAGACCACAGGAACCAAACGGACUUACGAUAUGAUGGAGGGGAGGAUCAGCAGGGGCUUAUCAGCCCGUGAUACCUUAUCUGCCAGCACUGAAGGUCUCAUGGGUCGAGCGAUCCCUCCAGACCGACACAGUCCCCAUAACCUAAAGGAGCAACAUCACAUGCGAGGCUCUAUUACACAAGGAAUACCUCGGUCCUAUGUGGAGGCCCAUGAGGACUACCUCAGAAGAGAAGCCAAACAGCUCAAGAGGGAAAACACUCCACCGAGGGACUUAUCUGAUGCCUACAAGGUCAGGUCUCACGAGGGCCUUACUCCUCUGAAAAUGAAACCAGCCCAUGAAGACCUGGUAGCCACAGUGAAAGAAGGAGGAAGAUCAAUCCAUGAGAUUCCCCGGGAGGAGCUAAGACGAACACCAGACAUCUCUCUGACGAGACCUCUGAAGGAAGGCUCCAUCACGCAGGGUACCCCACUGAAGUAUGACAGCGGCUCUUCCUCCUCAAGUACUAAAAAGCAUGACGUGCGGUCCAUCAUUGGCAGUCCCAGCGGAACUUUUCACUCUGUGCACUCGCUGGAUGUCAUCCAAGACCCGAGGAAUCUGGAGAGAGCUUACGAAGAGAGCCCGAAAAACAGGCCAAGCCCAGUGACAAACUCAGGUGGCUCCAUCGCCAGAGUGGCUCCUGUGAUUGUACCCGAGCCAGGCAAGCCCCACCAAAGUGCCCUUGGCUAUGAGGACCACCAAGCAGGGCACAGCACAGCGUUUGGCAGCCACUUACACAGAGGGUCUCCAGUCCCCACGCGGGAGUCCACGCCGCGGCAGCACGAAGGCAGCAUCACUGCCGGGAAGCCGGUGUCCCAGGACAGAAAGAUCACCCCCACAUCCAGAGAGCUCACCAACUCCAAGUCUCCCCACGCCCCCGUAGCUGGCCACCACCACCCCAUCUCCCCGUACGAGCACCUGCUCCGCGGCGUCAGCGGCGUUGACCUGUACCGAGGACACAUCCCGCUGCCUUUCGACCCCGCCGCCAUCCCGAGGGGAAUCCAACUGGAAGCAGCUGCUGCUUACUACCUGCCAAGGCAUCUGGCUCCGAGCCCCACGUACCCCCACCUGUACCCCCCAUACCUCAUCCGGGGCUACCCGGACACGGCUGCCAUGGAGAACCGACAGACCAUCAUCAACGACUACAUCACGUCCCAGCAGAUGCACCACAACGCUGCGGCCACGGCCAUGGCGCAGCGCGCCGACAUGCUGCGUGGACUGUCGCCCCGGGAACCCUCCCUCGCCCUCAACUAUGCAGCAGGUCCUCCCAGCAUGGCACUCUCCAGGGGCAUCAUCGACCUGUCCCAAGUGCCACACCUGCCUGUCCUCGUGCCCCCUACCCCUGGCACCUCUGCCACCACCAUGGACCGCAUUACCUACAUCCCUGGACCCCCCCAGACCUUCGGCAGCCGGCACAGCUCUCCCCAGGUAACACCAGGAGGCCCCACACACAUGACCAAACAGUCGGGAUCAUCAGUGUCUGAACGGGAACGGGAACGAGAGCGGGAACGGGAGAGGGAGCGUGAAAAAUCCAUCCUAGCGUCCACCACAGUGGAGCAUGCACCUAUCUGGAGACCAGGUACAGAGCAGUCCAGCAGCCAUUCGUCCUCCCACUCUCACAGCCACCAGCACUCUCCCGUCUCACCCCGCACCCACGAGACCAUCCAGCAGCGCCCCAGCGUGCUCCACAACACGAACAUGAAGAUCAUCUCUUCAGAGACCCCCACCCCUUCCGUCCUGCGAUCCUCCUCCACCGCUACCACGUCACCGAUCUGCUCUGCCGCCUUCCCCUCAUCCUCCACCCUGCGCUCCUCCCUCAGCGUGGCCGACGGCUACGCGGCCCCGCUGGACCCAGCCAUCCUGCAGAAAGAGGCCUCGAGGGUGCGGGAAGCCAGGUCAGAACGAGCCCAGACUGACAACAACGUCUACACCUCAAAGCUGCCCAGUGGGGCCAACCUUGAACAGUCACCUUCGCCCAUUAAAGCCAUGGAGUCGAGAUCUUUGCCCACCUCCGGACCUGGUUCUUCUCAUCACUAUGGCAGAGGACAGGGGAAAAGCCAGCAGCACCAUCACACUCUGGACCAGCAGCACGCAGCCUCAGGCUCCGAGCAGCACAGUAGAGAAAAGAGUCAAAAUAAACGCUUUUCCAUGCAGGAGCAGGAGCUCCGAGCACUCGGCUUUCAUGGAGGCUACAGUCCUGAGCAGAUGGAAGCAGUGAGUCCCAUGAGCUCACCCAGCCUGUCCCAUGAGAAAGGGGCCAAGCUCCUGCAGGAUGCAGAGAAGGGGCACGGAGAGCAUGACCUGAGGCAGAAACAGCAAGGCUCCCUGAAGUCCUUGGCUCCCGAAGCUGCCCACCUGCAGCACCUGAGGCAGCCUGAUGGCCCCCAGUGCCAGCCCCUACAGUCCAGCCAGAGCAUCAAGGGCACGAACCAGCGAGUGGUCACGUUGGCCCAGCACAUCAGUGAGGUCAUCACGCAGGACUACACACGCCAUCACCCGCAGCAGCUCAACUCCCACAUCCAGACCCCAGUGUACUCCUUCCCCGGGGCGGCGUGUCCGGUGCUGGACCUGCGCCGCACCCCCAGCGAGGCCUAUCCGCAGCAGCAGGAGCACACAGCAGCCUCACGCAUCUCCCCACAGAACGAGGGGGGAAAAAGGUCCCCGGAGCAGGGCAGAGCCGCGGCCGGUGGGACAGAGAGCUGUAUCGAGCCAGUGUCUCCACCAGACGGCGUGGGAGAAGCAGAGCACGCCAAGAGCACCCCGUACCCCGUCCUGUUCCGCGAGGGAGAGCCCAUGGACCAGAGAAUGGGGUCCAAGUCCCCAGGAAACAACACUCAGCCUCCAGCUUUCUUCAGCAAGCUGACUGAGAGCAACUCUGCCAUGGUGAAGUCCAAGAAACAGGAGAUCAUCAAGAAGCUCAGCACGACCAACAAAAACGAGACGGAGUACAAUGUUGGGCAGCCUGGGACAGAGAUUUUCAACAUGCCGGCGACUACUGGAGCAGGGCUAAUCAGUUGUAGGAGCCAGUCGGUCCAAGAGAAUUCCAGUACCAACAUGGGGUUGGAGGCAAUAAUUAGGAAAGCCCUAAUGGGUAAAUAUGACAAGCAGCAGGAAGAGCGCUCACCUCUCAGUGCCAAUGCUUUUAACUCUCUGAAUGCCAGUGCAAGCCUGCCCGCUGCUAUGCCCAUAACUCCUGCUGAUGGACGAAACGAGGACGUGCGCUCCUUGCCAGGAGGAGGGGGAAAGCCAAAGAUCUCUGCCAGGCCCAACAGGCGCAAGGCCAGGUCUCCGAUGCCGUGUCUGUCCUCGGGCGAGCGGCCGCCCUCGGUGUCCUCGGUGCACUCGGAGGGCGACUGCAACCGCAGGACACCCCUCACCAACCGCGUCUGGGAGGACAGGCCGUCGUCCGCAG